Molecule: messenger RNA, 8854 nt
Organism: Coregonus sp. 'balchen'
Lineage: Eukaryota; Metazoa; Chordata; Actinopteri; Salmoniformes; Salmonidae
Source: the annotation of a GenBank genome assembly
GGACUGCCCCUGGCAGCCCUUAAAUUGGGCCAAAUCAAGCCCUAUCAGAGGGGCUUUUUCUGUAACGAUGACAGCAUCAGCUACCCCUUCCACCACAGCACAAUCACCUCCAAUGUGCUCUACGGUUUGGGCUUCACUUUGCCCAUUUGCUCUGUAAGUAAGAAUGGAAGAGUUGACAAAACAAAAUAUUUCUUACAUUUGUACUGACCAAAAAUUGAACAGCUGGCUUAGAGUACAUUAUAAUGACCAAUGGACAGCUGUUACUACAUAUACAGCACUACACAAUGACUAACAAACAGGGAGCUGUUCGUUCUAAGUUGACAGUUACACUUAUUGAUACCAUACACAAAGUUAUUUAGUUAAAUGCCUGGUCAUGAUGCGUAUCUUAUCUGUAAAGCUUCAACAUUAGGGAGGAUGUCCACUGAGUUUAGGGGUUCAAUUCAGCAAGGCCAUAACCAGUAAGCAAAACAAAUUGAUAUGAUGCCAUUUACAACCACAUUACAACCAUAUAAACAGGUUGUAAGGAUGUAAUUUCAACCAGAUUAUAACCAUAUAAACUGAUUAUAAUGAUGUGAUUUCAACCAGCUUUGCCAACCAGGUAAGGGUUAACUCAAAAAGAGGAUGCCCAGUCCACAAAGUGUCCCCAUUCCCCUUUCACAUAUCCCCCAUGUCAUUUCAAUCACCCCACCCCAAUAGAGUAUUUCAUUUGCACAUAUCCUGAUACCCGCCUGUCAUUUCAGUCACUUCUGAAGCUUGUGUUGUGAAAGCUUCUCGGAAGUUGUUGGGUCAUUUGUGGUUUUCAUCAAUAGUAGGACUUUAGAGUCCAACCGAUAAGUAAGGAAGUAGAAAGUAGGAAGUGCUGAUGUUAGUUUGGCCACUGAAUAUCACAGAGCAUGAGUUCAGCAGAUCUGAGAAGACCUAGCAACCCUGUGGUCAAACUGUUUAUUUUGUUACCCUGUUAACUAGGCUGUUCAAACUGGAUUUAGAACAUAUCACUUAUUCUGACUUUGGCCAUAGAUGCAAUCAUAAAUCAUUGAUCCUACCAUUUAUUUUUUAACAGUAAUUAGAUUAGAUUACAUUUCGACAUGUCUGUUAUUGAGCGUUGAAUGUAGAGAUGUUAUUGAAACUUGAGGGUCCUGUUGAUAGGCUUUGGAACAAACACAGGCUACUUUCUCUGUCCAAAAAUAACUGGAAUAGUUUCCUGGAACACUGAUUUGACUAGGUUGAUAGAUUCUAUUUGAAGAAUGACAGAGACAGAAGUGUUGGCCCACUGUGUUCCCUUUGUGUGUUUGUGUGUUACUUAGGAAAGCAUGUGUCCACUACUAGCUAUUGUGGCCUAUCCAGUGUUGAGGUCAGAAGUUCAGCCGGUGUGCGUGUAGUGUUGGUGACUGAUCCCUCUUCCUGGCCUUUACUGUGAUGAAAACCUUAAAUCCCCUCCUACACACACACACUCACUGACUCACACACACUAGACUUUUGUUUUUCAUAAACUAUGUCUAUUCCAUUAUAAUUCACUGGAGUGCCAUACACAACACUGCUGUUACAUCUUUUUAACUAUCUCAACUCCAGUCUAUUCAUGGUUUAAACGGAUUUAUUUCUCCAUACAUCAACAUGUCGCGUGGCAACCUUUAAAACUGUGGUGCUUCACAAUGCAGCUUUCACAGAAUAAAGAAAAGGGGUGUGGCUAGCGAGAGUGAAUCUGUCACCUGAGUUUCUCCUCUCAGUCCUUGACAGCCAGACUGUGCUGGGGUCCUUUUUGAUGUCAGCAGUAUGAUCUAACCAUGAUAAUGUCAACAAAUACAACCCCUUUAUUCAGCUAUGGAGAAGAUUUGCAUACUAAUGUGAACUAAUCUCAACCUUUUUACGCAUCCAGUUUCUACUUUCCUUGGGUCAAUGUGUGUCAUAGAGCUUGCAGUGUGCGAUUUGAUGUUUUACUAACUACGGUUUUGUGUUUACUGCUAAUUACUAAUGAUUGCUUCCACAGCACGUUUAAAGUAUACAGUUUCACUACUGUAUGUAGUAGUGUGAAACUCUAUUUUGAAGUUUCUAAUGUAACUAACAUGAACACCCGGUGAAUCUUCCUGAAAAAGCAUUCCACAGAGUUACUUCCAACAUGAUAACCCACUGUGCUUUAAGGAACCCAGGGAAAGAGAGAGGAACAGUGAGAGAGAGAUUUCACUUGCUUUGGCAAUGUAAACAUAUGUUUCCAUGCCAAUAAAGCCCCUUGAAUUGAAUUGAGAGCAGAGAGAGGGCAGAGCAGAGAGAGGAGAGAGGGCAGAGAGGGCAGAGAGAGGAGAGAGAGAGCAGAGAGGGCAGAGAGAAAGAGCAGAGAGGAGAGAUCAGAGAGAGGGCAGAGAGAUCAGAGAGAGGGCAGAGGGAGCAGAGAGAUCAGAGAGAGGGCAGAGGGAGCAGAGAGAUCAGAGAGAUCAGAGAGGGCAGAGAGGGGAGAGAGAGGAAACAGAGCGGAGAGGGCAGAGAGGGCAGGGAGAGCAGAGAGGGCAGGGAUAGAAGAGAGAAGAGAGUGCAGAGAGGAUAGAGAGCAGAGAGAGACGAGAGAGCAGAGAGGGCAGAGAGGAGAGAGAGGAAACAGAGCAGAGAGGAGAGAGAGAGGGCAGAGAGGGAAGGGAGAGCAGAGAGGGCAGGGAUAGAGGAGAGGGCAGAGGGUAUAGAGAGCAGAGAGAGGAGAGAGAACAGAGGGCAGAGAGAAAGAGCAGAGAGGAGACAGAGAGAGGGCAGAGAGAUCAGAGAGAGGGCAGAGGGAGCAGAGAGAUCAGAGAGAGGGCAGAGGGAGCAGAGAGAUCAGAGAGAUCAGAGAGGGCAGAGAGGGGAGAGAGAGGAAACAGAGCGGAGAGGGCAGAGAGAGCAGAGAGGGCAGGGAGAGCAGAGAGGGCAGGGAUAGAGGAGAGGGCAGAGGGGAUAGAGAGCAGAGAGAGGAGAGAGAACAGAGGGCAGAGAGAAAGAGCAGAGAGGAGAGAUCAGAGAGAGGGCAAAGAGAUCAGAGAGAGGGCAGAGGGAGCAGAGAGAUCAGAGAGAGGGCAGAGAGAUCAGAGAGAGGGCAGAGGGAGCAGAGAGAUCAGAGAGAGGGCAGAGAGAUCAGAGAGAGGGCAGAGAGAGGAGAGAUCGGAGAGAGAUCAGAGAGAGCGGAGAGAUCGGAGAGAGAUCAGAGAGAGCGGAGGAAGAUCAGAGAGAGAGCACUAUUGUGGGUCGUUGUGGAAUGGACAUCUAGGCCUACUUGUGGAUUGCAUGUCCACUGCACUGUGCACUCAAGCACGAAACAGCUUCUCUUCACCAGGGGAGCAAGUAGUGUUUGUUCCCAUGAGAACUCUCUUUAGCCACCAUGUUGUUGCUUUUUUCCCUCCUGUUCCUGACAGCCUGCGAUGUUUAAAAUGUCUACUUAGAUAUAAUAAAUGCCACUUAGCAGAUUAUUUUAUCCAAAGUGACUUACAGUCAUGCGUACACACAUUUUACAUAUUGGUGGCCACGGGAUUCAAACCCAUAACCCUGGCGACGCAAGAUCCAUGCUCUACCAACUGAGCCAUACAGGACCACUACAGUAUAUGUCUUGACUUUCCUCUCUGAAUGUUCUCUUCCGCUCAGUGUUAGACGGGUGUGCGCUGUGCAGUGGAUCUAUAUGGAUGUUAAGGAAGGUGUUUACAGCCCGCUCUCCUAACCUACUCCUCCUGUUCUGUUCUCUUUCAUUUGCUUUUUGCUAGCUGGACUCCCAUUUGCAAUACUCACACCACUACACAAUCCCUUCAAACGGGGAUUUUUCUGUAACGAUGAUUCAAUCAAGUACCCUCUUAAAGAAGACACCAUAUCCUAUGAGUUGUUAGGUGGAGUUAUGAUACCCGUCACAGUACUCACUGUAAGUGCACCUGUUUUAUGUUCACUAGUUAACUCAUCUCUCUCUCUCUUCCCUUCCUACUCUUAGUGCUUAACAUUCAUUUAGGCUAAACAUGCAUACUUGUACAAAUGUCUAGUUUAACUGCAAUCAUUCAUUGUAUUGUCUAAUAAUAACACUGUCUGUAUGAAAAAUAACAAAACAUCAACCAAACAAACAGAGUUGUAAGAACUUCCUAUUUUCCUCAAAGUAUCACGAGAACUGAAAAACCAAACCAAACCCCAACCCCUGUUAGUUACUUCUCUAUGUACUCACAGACCAGAAAUGUAUCAGACCAUGGUGGUUGACCUUUAAAGUCUCUGAAACAAAGGCCUCUCCAUAAGCCUACUCAUAGUCUCCAUCUCCCGCUUGACUCUUGGCCAGUAUUCCACUGACCGUCUUAGUAAAUAUCCUUGACAGUUUCUAUAGUCAAACUCAAAGCACAGAGGCCUGUAUUCAUAAAGCGUCUCAGAGUAGGAGUGCUGAUCCAGGAUCAGAUCCCCCCUGUCCACAUAAUAUUAUUCAUAAAAACAAAACUGAUCCUAUCUCAGCACUCCUACUCUGAGAUGAGGCACUUUAGGAGCCUUGUUGUGGCUGUUAUCAAGUCUUACAAAGGGCUUUUGCAGCAUUCACAUUCCAAAAAGACGUUUUUGUUCCAAUACAUUUACAUAAAUUCACCUCCCAUGGUCCGCACACAUUUCCAGUCAGUCAGUGUAAUUGUACUCUGCAAGUAGAAACCCACACACCGGAUGGAACUCAUUUACGCGUCAUGAAUUACCCUUGAUGUUUGAACAGUUGGGCUUCAACAGAAACCGUUAUCAGGACAUACCACCCCCUUGAGAGUGUAGAGUACAGCAGUAAGCGUAUGUUCAUAUUGUAGUCGUAGGCCUAUUUCCAGAUAGGGGAAUGUAAAUACACUUCCAGAUAACUUCUCAUGCUUCCAGGUAGAGAUGUAAGCCAGACAGUUGUCCACAAUAACCACAUCCACUUAUUUACUAGAACACAACAUUUAAAAAAAGACCCCCUUCCCCAACCCACCCACAAUGUUUCCAUGACGUAUGUUUAUUGCACUCAACAUGAUCUCAAAAUCGUUUCUACCGUUGACACACAUCUGACCACAAAUUGCUAAAUCUUCUAAAGUAACAGGUUAAGUUUGACCACUCAGGUUUGACUGAGAAGCUGCAUUGUGAUGCACCAGUGUUUGUUUUCCCUUUUCAAAAAGGUCUUUACUCAUUUGACUUUACACACGUUUCUCAGUGGACAUCCUUGUUUGGCCUUUAUAGUCACUCAGAUGGACAUUCCUCUAAAAUGCCAGGGUCUAUUUUACUUAAAGGGCCAGUGCAGUCAAAAACGUGAUUUUGCUGUGUUUUAUAUACAUUUCCACACUGAGGUUAGAAUAAUUAUGUGAAAUUGUAAAAAUUAUAAUGCCCUUUUAGUGUAAGAGCUGUUUGAAAAGACCACCUGAAAUUUCUGCCAAUUUUGGUGGGAGGGGGUUUUGGCCUUCCAUGGUGACAUCACCAUGCAGUAAAUGUAUUAAUAGACCAAUAAGAAAGAGUUCCAAACCUCGGCCAACAGCAGCUCAUUUUCAGUUUUCCCCUCCCCACUCAAACCACUCUGAGACAGUCCUAGCAAAAUUCUUCCUUGAGAAAUUGCUCUUUGCUAAGAAGCUAUUUUUGACCAUUUUAGCUGCAAACAAUCACAGGAAGGUACUCAAUUGUUACUCUGAAAUGAAUUGAUAUUGAGAUGAAAACAGCUGCAUUGGACCUUUGAAAUUCCUGUAAUUUUAGUGACUGACUUGCCAGUUGUAAUCCUGUAACUGCAAGCUGUGAGUGACCUAACCUCUGCACCUGUCUACCUCCUCCCUUCCUCACAGAUGGUCUUUGGAGAGUGCCUUUCGGUCUAUCUCAAACGCAUCAAAUCAAAGUCCUCUUUCAGCAACAUGUAUGUGGCCUGUGUUUACAAAGCCAUCGGCACAUUCGUGUUCGGGGCAGCCAUGAGCCAAUCGCUCACUGACAUCGCCAAGUAUUCGAUUGGCCGGCUCCGACCCCACUUCCUGGACGUGUGCAAGCCCGACUGGAAGCUGAUCAACUGCACGGCCGGCACCUACAUAGAGGACUUUACCUGCACAGGGAACGAACGCAUGGCCAAUGAGGGCAGGUGGGUGUUGAGGGGAAACUGACAGUUGGGCCCAAUUCGCUCCCUACCCCUUGGCCCCCUAUCCCUUCAGUGUUCACAGAUCUGAAGGGUAUACGGCAGAUCUGAAGACUCUGGAAAGGUAUAAGCAGUGACUUGGUGGAGCUUCCACUAUAUGCCUUACAGAUAUGCAAACAUCAAAGGGAGGGGUAGGGAACUAUUUGUGACUGGCCGGGAUGCUUCUUACAAAUCUACUGACUGAAUUAUGACAUCAUCCAUCAACUGAAAUAUAAUAUAUCCUGUUGUAUUGUUUAUUAUUAUCCAGGCUCUGUCGUAGCCGGCGCGACCGGGAGACCCAUGGGGCGGCGCGCAAUUGGCCCAGCGUCGUCCAGGGUAGGGGAGGGAAUGUCCGGCAGGGAUGUAGCUCAGUUGAUAGAGCAUGGCGUUUGUAACGCCAGGGUUGUGGGUUCGAUUCCUACAGGGGGUAGGAAAAAAUGUAUGCAUUCACUAACUGUAAGUCGCUCUGGAUAAGAGCGUCUGCUAAAUGACUAAAAUGUAAAUGUAAAAAAAUUAUGGUCAGAUAAUAUGCUGAGUGCUGACCAUGAGAUAAUUGUUAAGAAAGGCAAGCCCACACUGAGGUUUCUGGCUGCGUUAGUGUUGAGAGAAUGCCACAGUACUGAAGUGGACACUAGUUAAUGUUGAGAGAAUGCUACAGUACUGAAGUGGACACUAGUUAGUGUUGGGAGAGAGCCACAGUACUGAAGUGGACACUAGUCAGUGUUGGGAGAGAGCCUGACCAUGCUGAUCCAAAUAUCCUCAGUACUGUAACAUAAUCCACCAGCCUAAUGUCAAAACAAUAAAGACCUGUAUACCGCUAUUCUGGUGGACAAGGCUGAAGACACAGAAGUUCAGCCAGAUAUCACACAGAGAGAGAGCCAAGAGAGCUCCAAGUCGACCUCACUAUUUAAUUCAAUUAUUACAUAGAACACACACACAAGCCAAGGCUCUGGCUGAUGGUGGGCCUCAUGUCCCUUAGGGAAAUGCUAACAUUGCAGAAAGAUGAUCUGUAGGUUAUUCUGACCUGCUCUCUUCACUCGGUCCACCAGGCAGGUGUUUGUUCUAUUAAUGACUACCAUACCAAAGAAAACACCCAGAGCCGGGCCCGAGCCAGGGAAGGGCUGCCAUGGGAGACCAGAGCCACACCCAGGUAAAUAUGACCUUCUGGGGCCACAAGAGACUGGGAGAGCCCACCCAGGGAUCAUGGUAGAGAUUAGGGUAGUCUCUGUAUAGGUUAUACUCAGGUUUCUAGGCUAACACAGGAGAGGUUCACCACAUGACCAUGAGGUAAUGACAGUCUACAGAUAGGAAGGCAGACAGUCAGACAGCUGUCUCACACCACAGCCAAAAUGAUAGUCUGUAUAGAGACCGCUAGCUAGCUAACUAUCGCCCACCACAGCCAAUAACAGUAAGGUAUGUCUAAGGGUGGGCCAGACCAGCAGGCACUCGACAACUAGCUCUUGUUUGUUGUUGCUCUAUAAAUAGAAAAUCCUGGAUGUUGAUUUCAAAACUAAAAUAAGGACUGAGACUUCCUCUCCUGUGUACAUCCGUCGGUUUUCGAGUAGAUCUUGUCAGAUUAAAUUUAGAGUGACCUGGUUUUACUGAAUUUGGUUAGCGCCUCAUCUGAUACUGACAAUUGACCUUGGUCUCCAUGAUGAGUAUGCUUGGAAGCCAGCUUUAAGUGAAAGCUCAGAGAGGCCGAGCAGACCUCGGAAGGAACUUCCAAACUCAGACCUAAGGGCAACAGAAAGGCAAACCAAGGUAAAACCAGGCUUCCUAGUCCAGUGUAUUUAGGGCAAUCCCAGGCUUCCCAGUACAAUGUCAAAGGAGAUAGAGGCUAUGGGCCUGCCUCUGUUUAUUAGAGAGGCUAUGGGCCUACCUCUGUUUAUUAGAGAGGCUAUAGGCCUGCCUCUGUUUAUUAGAGAGGCUAUGGGCCUGCCUCUGUUUAUUAGAGAGGCCUGCCUCUGUUUAUUAGAGAGGCUAUGGGCCUGCCUCUGUUUAUUAGAGAGGCUAUGGGCCUACCUCUGUUUAUUAGAGCGGCUAUGGGCCUACCUUUUUAUUCCAGUUUGGCCUUUACUCCCACACUUAUUGAUGUGGAAUUGUGAAACAAAGGAGCUCAGAGAGAGCUGAAGUCAUUUACCCUGAUAAGCAGCCAGCCUAGCUAUCAGUGUAUGACACUAUGUGGCUCUCCCAACACUAACUAGUGUCCACUUCAGUACAGUGGCUCUCUCAACACUAACUAGUGUCCACUUCAGUACUGUGGCUUUCUCUAAACACUAACUAGUGUCCACUUCAGUACAGUGGCUCUCUCAACACUAACUAGUGUCCACUUCAGUAAUGUGGCUUUCUCUCAACACUAACUAGUGUCCACUUCAGUAAUGUGGCUUUCUCCCAACACUGACUAGUGUCCACUUCAGUACUGUGGCUCUCCCAACACUAACUAGUGUCCACUUCAGUACAGUGGCUCUCCCAACACUAACUAGUGUCCACUUCAGUACAGUGGCUCUCUCAACACUAACUAGUGUCCACUUCAGUAAUGUGGCUUUCUCUCAACACUAACUAGUGUCCACUUCAGUACUGUGGCUUUCUCUCAACACUAAUUAGUGUCCACUUCAGGACCGGGCCCCAGGGCAGACCAGAGUGUUAAGUGUCUGUGGGCCUGCAGACCAGAGUGUUAAGUGUCUGUGGGCCUGCAGCUCUCCCCAGUGUUUAUAUCAGCCGCUGGUUAUCAGUCAUCUGCUGGACGGGCGGAUGCCCUCGCUGGGCAGUUCAGCACUGCUUAAG